AUGACUAUAAACAUUCACCUGCAUGCAUUAUUGUGUGUAUGUGUGUUUAAAACACUGCUGCUUCCCACACUGAGGAGAGAGAACGCAGGAGACGCCACAGAACACACAGGAAGUUAAGAUCUUGGACCCAGAAGGGUAUCUCUGCUCUGCGACACUCCAUCGUUGUGAGACUUCAUCAUGACUGAGAUAAAAAACUUCCCAGUCUCGUGUUUGGAUUUGGACACUUUGCUCUUAGCGAAGGUGAAACUGCGCCAGGAGGGGUUUCUGGAUUCCAACACGAAGACCUGUUUGGAUUUUGCGAUCCAGACUCUGGAGAAUUUUCCUGUCUCUAAGCGUCGUGACGUCUCUCUCACCCUCGAAGGAGAGAGGCAGCUGGUUCGGUUCACUGCAGGAAACCCCGUCCUGCUGUACGUCGUCCGCCUGGGUCAGAAAGGUCCAGAGUUUCAUCAGAAGGUUCCAGUCGGGCCUCGUCUCACUCCCUCGUGCCUGAGCGAGUUUCACUUUGCCGAGCAUUGCUGCAGAGACGAGCUGGAGAGCUGUUUGAAUCAAGCCAGACGCAUUUUAGGUGAGUCUAAUCCGUCGUCUCAGAACGAGCUGGAGCUGAGGAUCGUAUGCGGUGAGCUUCGGAUUACCUACACCACCCAGCAGCCUCGGCGCAGCCUGUACAUCUGCCCUCACCGCCGAGUGCACUUCGACAAAACGCUGAACCUGGAGAAGCUCCUGGAGACCAAAACAUGUUUGGAGAGAAACGGCGAGAUGAAGGAAGGCCUGCAGGCUUGUUUCCAAUACCUGCUGAGAAACUACAGAGACUUUCAUGAAGAAAACAUCCGCAUCGUUGUCCAGAGCGACGGAGAGCUGAUGGAGCUGGUCUGCGGCCGUGACGAAUACCACAGCACGCAACACUUCAUCUACACUGAUGGGGAGAAUACAGCUUACAGCCACAUUGUUGAGGACAUGGAUCUGGUGGAGAGGUGGGAGGACGAGUGAAGGUCAAAAGGAGAAGGAGUCGCGCUACAGGGUCACGUCACUGUAUUAAGAAAUAUAGCUUUAAAUCAUUACCGUUAUUGUUAGAUUGGCAGAAAUCAAACUGAUGGAGAGACAAAUAAAUAAAUACUGUACAUAUCACAUGGCAUCUUAUUUCUCCUUGUGUCUCUCUUUAGACUGUAUAGA
Clarias gariepinus (North African catfish) is the source of this 1170-nucleotide messenger RNA. RefSeq lists its product as uncharacterized. The coding region runs from base 178 to 987 and encodes 269 amino acids. The record is from RefSeq and is a predicted model, not a curated record. Lineage: Eukaryota; Metazoa; Chordata; Actinopteri; Siluriformes; Clariidae. The transcript has 3 exons.